Gigantopelta aegis is the source of this 777-nucleotide messenger RNA. RefSeq lists its product as uncharacterized. Gene Ontology annotation, molecular function: calcium ion binding. NCBI's taxonomy places the organism in Eukaryota, Metazoa, Mollusca, Gastropoda, Neomphalida, Peltospiridae. The record is from RefSeq and is a predicted model, not a curated record. Bases 1 to 705 code for a protein of 234 amino acids. The transcript has 6 exons.
AUGACUUGGCGGUCAAACGGCCAAUUUGAUGAUCUCUGCAGCGAUGGGAGCGUGGAAAAAAACCUCAGACCGACAUUUUAUCACAAAAACAAGUGUUUUAUUGGAACUGCGAUGCAGUCUGUAGUUGCAAGGAUGACUUGGCUGUCCGCCGUCCGUCUGUGUUGUGUCUGCACUGUCCUACUGACCUGCACUGCUAGUGGUUACUCCGGCCUCUUCCUGGCCACGCGCCAGUGUCCCCCUGGCCCAUGGUGGGACGUGACAUGGACGAACAUCCCCAACAUCAGGAACCGAGACCUCCUCAAAGAUAUCAACAGGGUGGAUGCUAACAUGGAUGACGUCAUUACGCUAGAGGAAAUGAUGACGUUAACAAACUGGGGAAUUGAUGUGGCGCCCCCUAUUGGCAGAUGUGAGUUUGUGGGUAUCCAGAGUUACCGGUACGGCGUCUACAACCAGGUGGCGUGCCUCCUGUACGACGUGUUCGACGUCGACCACGACGGCCAGCUGACGGAGGCAGAGUUCAGAACUAUAUUCUCAAACAACCUCGUCAGCAUGGACAUUAACGGUGACAGCCAGUUGAGUGUUUGUGAACUGUACCGAGGAUUUAUUGAUUACAUCCGAGAAGCAGAAGAAACUGUCCGUCUCAGAAAGAUUAAGGCCAGAGAAAUCAUCACGAAAGCAGACGACGAAGUGUUUAACAGAACAUAACGUCUGCAUCGAGAAAACCAGAGAAAUAUCAGCACGAUAUUUUAUAUUCAUAACCUACUAACAUAUAUUCGU